Ostertagia ostertagi is the source of this 615-nucleotide messenger RNA. NCBI's taxonomy places the organism in Eukaryota, Metazoa, Nematoda, Chromadorea, Rhabditida, Trichostrongylidae. The record is from the annotation of a GenBank genome assembly.
AUGGCUGAUCGCCCAUUUAUCAAGAGCGUCUACUACUACACAGCAGAGCGUAAGAAACAGAGCAGUGAUCCGGUUCAUCAUGAAUCAGUACAGCCGAAUCCUCCGCAGACGCAACGAUCCAUUCCUCCACGUGUUCCGGAGCACUAUUUCGCUCCGAAGCCGAUAAGCACCAAACCUUUGAUCGAGUCAUCGUAUUGUGUGAGUGCGGCGUCAGUGAACUACCUCAUGAAAAGUCCCAAUGUGAUGCCGUUCCACUAUGAUGCUGAGAUAGAGAGUGAACCAACAACACCUACAACUGCCUCAUCAGAAAUGCACUACAACCAGCUACAUGUCUUCUGCCAGAAAUGCACAGGGCACUCCUCUGUAGCUGCUCCACAUUAUGGGAAUCAACUUAACGAGGCCUCUAAGGAAGAUGCUAUCAAGACGGCUGUGACUCCUCGUCAGAUUGCCGAGAUGUCCGAAUACGCAUGGAAACGGCUUGACGAAGAAAAGAAGCAGCAGUACGCAAUCAAUCUUUGGCAUGAAGGUUCACGUCCAAUCUGUCAACCAAGACUUCAUUUCUCCUCCAGCGAUCAGACCGACCAACAACGACUGCAGACAAACAGCAGUCAGUGA